CAUUAUGGUAGAUAAAUGGAUGGCCCAAAGACACAAGCUGCACUUCUCUAAUACAUGUAAUUUAUACGAAUCUUCCUAUUAUACAUCUAGACAACAGCAUCUGAUUUUUUAAUGUAUGCAUAAGAGAUAUAUUUUUCUAUCCGUGAAUCAUUGGUCUUUUAUCAUAUUCCUGAGGGGUGGGGGGCGUUAUGGAGAUCCUCAAUAAGCGGAUGGUCAGAUGAAAUGGCACACAGAGGAAACAUGAACUCCUCGAGCAUUUACAGCACACUCGGACGCUUGUUCCCUAACAACUUUUCUCUUUGGGGGCAUCUCCAGAAGAACUGGACUAGCCAUGAUUUGACACCUUUCUCCAUCGACUUUCUGUUUGCGGGCCAUGAACCGGACACUAUAGUUUUAAUGGUGAUGUAUGUGCUAUCAUUCGUGACUGGACUGGUGGGGAAUAUAUUGGCGCUGUGGGUCCUAACGCGCCGGAGGAAUCGCUUGUCUGGAGCGUCAGCCACCAGGAGACUCCUGGUCAACCUGGCGGUGUGCGACAUGAUGGUGGUGUGCGUCUGCAUGCCGGUUAAUUUAGGACUUCAGGUGUACAACGCCUGGGUGUUUGGAGAGUUUCUGUGUCGAGCUGUGCCGUUCGUUCAAGCGGUAUCAGUCUCUGCCAGUGUUCUGAGUCUGGCUGCGAUCAGUUUGAACAGAUACUACAGCGUCCACAGCCCCCUGCACGCCAGAUCGUUCUUUACGACCAGCAGAAUUAUAUGCAUGAUAGCUGUGGUGUGGAUCGUAUCUUCUGCACUAUGUUUGCCGUUGUUUUUCAUGAAUACGACGAAGACGCUUUCCCUAAUAGACGGACUGCAUACAGUGACUGUGUGCGUAGAGAGCUGGUCUAAAAUCAAACUGCGCCAGGGUUACAACUUUUUGCUCUUCUGCGCGUUGUAUGGAUUCCCGGUGGUCUUUAACCUGGUCAUUUGCUUUUUGACCGGUUGGAAAUUGAGUAGAGGAGGCACAUCAUCAACAUCAGAUCCAAACCAGCUAGCGCAAACCUCUUCAAGAUCGCGCCUUAAGACGCGCAAGAGGAUCACCAAAAUGGUCUUUGCGCUCGUGUUGCUGUUCACUUUCUCCUGGCUGCCGCUUUAUGCCGUGGACAUCUGGAUCGACUCCAACAUUCCCAGCUCUCCUGAUCGAAACGACGAGUUGAGCAACGUUGAACAUCAUUGGAUACUCCAGAGCAGACCCUUUGCGCAAUGGCUGGGUCUCACCAACUCAUCCCUCAAUCCUCUUUGCUACUGCUUCAUCGGAAACUUGUACAGAUCGGCCAAAAGGUUCAGAGAGAGCUACAGAGAGAAGAUUUCAUCUGUCAUGAGUUUGACCAAUAGGUCUUCAAUUAGAAAUUCUGCCUCUAAAAUCCAGCAGCGCAACUCUGGCUCGUCUGCGAGAUUUUCGUCAGAAACAAGAAGCUACACUGUUUUCAGACUGACCAGAAGUAAAAGCGUGUCUGCAACGACUGUGUGUGAGAGUAUUUAACUGAAAAUGUAAUGAGACAGACUUGAAACAAUCAUGGGAAUAUGAAAAGGGUGACAGUUAUUGGUAACUGUUUCAGUUACUAUUAGUUAUUAUUCAAUGUUAUUGUGAAUUAUGUUAUCUAUCAUGGCUAUUUUGUCGUUUUAUUUUGUAAGUAUUUUCUGUUAAAUAAACGAAUAGAUUCUUCUGAAAACAGUCGAUAUGAGUGGAAAAUUGCAAACCCAGAAUGUGAGGCUCAAGCCAGGAUUAAUGGCACCGCUGAGGGGCUUUAGCCCUGACGUGUGGUUGUCUGUUAUUCCACCAGCUCCUCCUCACCAGAAAUCACAUAAAUAUUCCUACUGUUAUACAUUUUGAUCACUGCACUACAUUUACAGUCUUAAGAUACAAGAAAUUUAGCUUUAUAGCUCCGGUGGGCAGAACAGUCUAACACUCUUAAAAAUAAAGGUUCUUCACUGGCAUCUAUUGUAGAUCGAUGGCGUCAUUCCACUUCACCAUGCGUUUUUUCCCAGAACAUUCUCAGAACUUUGGCACUUUUUCAGUAACAUUAAUGGAACGUUCGUUCAAAGUUAUGUAGUGUUUAAUAAUGUUCUCAAAAGCACAAAAACGUUAUGUUUUUCAAAAGUAACAUUCCCAUGCAAUGUCUGCAGAAUGAUGUGACGUUUCAUUGUAUAAUUCUUUUUCAAACAUUUAGAAAACGUUCAGAGAACAAUGUUUUCAUAACGUAAUGGGAACCUCAGCAAAACUUAGAAUUUUUUUUAAAUAUAUAUUUUUGUUAUUGAGUUGUAAUUAAAAAUAUUCUUUAAAAUAUUCUAAAAUAUACUAAAAACAUUUUUUUAUAGGAACUGCUCACUGAAAGGUUAUUUGGGGAACCAAAAAUAAUUCUUGGUAUUGCUGAAAAGCCCCUUUUGGAACCUUUAUCAAUGACAAAUUAGAAAUCUAAAAUGAACCAUAAUGAUGUUGUUUCGGUGUUUGCCAUCACAUAAGCUAAACUUUGAGAGAAACAAUUAAUCUGUCGGAGAGUAAUGGAUUUAGGUAAUACCCUCUUCCAUAGUACACUAAUAUACUGAUGAUAAUUUGUUGCCACUAAGAUGGAGCACAGACAGUGAAUAAUAACCCAUCAUUUUGACCGUGCAAUUUAAUCAAUUUAGCAUUAUUCAGGCAUUUUAAGAUUAUCCUCAAGCGCAACAGAUUUUCUGUGCAUGAUCUGUGAUCUUGUGUGCAAGCAUGCUGCUAUAUUCAGAAAUUAUAAUUAAGACAGCUUUGCGUCAUUAACUGAAAACUGACUGUGCAUAAUUUGCCUAAAUGAAUCCAGGCAAGAUACAUCAAUAGAUCAGAACAUAUGAGUGCUGACUGUUGUAAAUGUGACAUAAGCAUCACUUUAGGUCCUGAUGCUCUUUUAUAGCCGAAUAAGCAAUGCACUACAUUCAACUCAUUUUAUUGUUUUCGAGGCAAAACUUAGCAUUUAAUUUUCAAUUAAACAGUAAAACAAUGGUGUUUCCAGGAUAACACUGGGCCUUUUAAGCUUAAAAUACACAUACAUCAACAAUAUGAGAAAUAUAAUAGUCUCUCUUGAUAUCUCUGCCUUGCAAAAUAGAAUAAUUAUGUUUAAAUGUAAAAACAUUGCAUUUGAAUCAUGUGUUGUUUCAUGCUUGUAAAGCAAUUUAAAUCUUCCUGUUUGAAGCACAGCAAGAAAAAAAAAAACGAUCUGUUUUUUACAAAUAUUACGGCUUUUUUCUCUUACACGAGUGCUGAAUUGCCCUGAAUCAUUAUCAUUUUUUAUACUUUUCAUCGUUUGUGGGCGGUGAAAAUUGAGGGACUAAGACCAUUUUGCUCUAAAAGAUCUCAAGAGUGUCCCAUGAUUGCAUUUAUUUAAACUGAAUGUCUAGCACAAAUGGGCUCCCAUCAGUCAUUCAAAAUAAAUGAGUGCUAUAAUGGAUGUAGUGCUUCUGUUAAUAACCUCAGAGAGCUUUAUGCUGUCAACAAUUCAGCCCUGUUUCAAAGCAUAAGAAACGUCUGUCAUGCAGCUUAAUAAUUCACACCUCAUGACCCAUAUAACAAAGCCCAUGGAUAACAAUCUGUCCUCAAAGUAAUGUACAUGUAAAGUAUCAAUUUGACCUUUUCAUUACAUCCUUUCAGUACUGUGAAUGUGGAAUGGAUUGUGUUUAGGUGCUUAGUAGGCUUCCUUCAAAACCUACAAUCAUAGACUAGAUUAUUGCAACCAGUCCCAUUUGAAGAAAAUAUCCAAGGAAGCAGAGUUAUGUAAAUGUAAUUAGUUACUGUACAUAAGUAUCUUUUUGGCUACUUUAUAGUUUGAGUAUAAAACUUAAUCACAUUUACUCUACAUUUUUGUACAACUAUACUUUUUACUCCAAUACAUUUGUGAAUUGUGAUAUAGGCUAUAAUGCAAUAGAGUGCCGAAGUGAGUUAGCAAAAACAAAGGCAUCAAUUAGGUGACGCCUUGGGGGUGAGAAUGGGCUGUUUUGUGUUGUCAAUGAUGAUGAUGUAGCCUAAAUGAAAUGCUAUUGGCAAUUUUGAAAAAACGGUGUAGCUGUUUGAUAUAUCCUGUCUUGUCUUCCGUUCCAAGGCACUUCAGUGGGACUUUAAUACUGCUAUAUUCUGAUAUUCUAAGACUUUUACUGAAGCAGUAUUGACAUUUUCACUGUAAGGUAUCUGUACUUUUUCUCAAGUAUGGUUUUCAGGUAUAGGCUACUAUUCAGUGUGGUUGUUCAUUACUUCUGAGGAUGGAAGAGACACUUGUUAGCACACUCAAUAAAUUAUAGUUUGCUUCCUCAUUGCUCCCUCACUUUUGCAGUCACACACUCUCAUCUUGACAUCUAAAGCUAUCCAUCUGGAAAACAAGAAAUGGGCUUCCUACCUCGUAUCUCUUAAGACCGGCUGCUGAGUUUAAUUUAAUGUGUCACUCCACCCAAUGGGUUCUUUGACACUACUGACCCUUAUUACUUCUUCUGUCAUUUAAGAAUAGCAACUGACCAUCUGAAGGCCAACUUUUAUAGGUAUUAAUAUGCAGUAUGGAUUCCCAAACCUUUUGUCAGCUGAAAUAUGUAAAAUUACUUUAAAGUAGGCCUAUCCCCUAAAAUUUUAAGUUAAUAUUCAAAUUACUUUAACAACACAUUUGCAUAUUCAAGGAUCUCUGAUGUUGGUUGAAAGUAAAAUGGGAUAAAUAGAUAAAAUAUAUAAAUUUAUAAUUAUAUUAUUUCACUUUGUAGCUGGACUUUAAAGUAGACCCAAACCUUUUUAUUAUAGUGUCUCAAUCCAGUUUCUUCAUGAACAUCAAUUUAAGAAAUCCUUAAUAAGGGUAUAACAACACUAA
Molecule: messenger RNA, 4843 nt
Organism: Pimephales promelas (fathead minnow)
Lineage: Eukaryota; Metazoa; Chordata; Actinopteri; Cypriniformes; Leuciscidae
Product: galanin receptor 2a
Biological process (GO): neuropeptide signaling pathway; cellular response to hormone stimulus
Cellular component (GO): plasma membrane
Molecular function (GO): G protein-coupled receptor activity; peptide binding
Source: RefSeq, a predicted model, not a curated record